This is a messenger RNA of Chara braunii, 1784 nucleotides long. Lineage: Eukaryota; Viridiplantae; Streptophyta; Charophyceae; Charales; Characeae. The record is from the annotation of a GenBank genome assembly.
CCGACGAAGGAUUGAAGCUGAUUGCCGUAGGACCCGUAGACUGGCAGAAUCAGUCCUCCACCAAAAGGCGAGGAGAAUCGACUCAGACUCCGUAGGCCCUGACCCCUUGUGUUCCUGCGCAGGUUUGCAUAUGCAAUGAGUGCUGCGAGCGGGCGCAGUCUGGAGGGUGCAGUGCGAGAGACAACACAAGCUGUGGUGACAGGCCAGACCCCUGUCACUUAUACUGUUUCUGGUCAAGGCAGUGGUACCACUCGGGUUGGCGAGGCCGUUCUUCAACCUGGCUUAUUGGAAUGGGGGGAAACAAGAGAAAGCUCUGCAUGCCGCCAGGCAUUGAGAGCCACGUGGCAGUCUCCAGCAUGCAGCUUAUUGGUAUGGGGGAAAACUAGAGAAAGCUCUGCAUGCCUGGGAGCCGGGCACGUGGCGAACGACCUCGAAGCGAGCGUGCUUGUACCCCCGCGGAGGAGGAGAGGUAGGUGGAGCAAGAGAGAAAGGAGAACAAGAGGUGGGAGAAGAGAAGUGCGCGUGCCACGUGGGUGCUCAUCGCUGUCUGCAUCCAGAUUGGACCCCGUCACUUCAGAAGCAGAGUCGUCAGCGGGAGCUGAAACUUCACCAGAGGGGGGGGAAGUACAAAAUGAACGCGAUGAAGGGAGUAGAGAGGAGCAAACUGCGGUGGAACAGAAAGACGGGCUUGCCACGAUGGGCGACAUACGUCGCACAGCAGGCAAGCUGGGCAUUUCCUUGGAGAUUCGGACGUUCGGUCCCUUCUUCCGUGUGACUGCCCAAGCUAAACGACAAAGAAGCCGAGGGUCGGCUACGUCGCCGAUCACGACGUUGGGCGCCACAAAGAGUGCAACGACAGUGGGCAGCAGCAAUCCCGACGCCAAUGCCAAGCAUUGUGAGAAAGAGGUGGUCGGUGAACGUGAUCCUGGUACACGACCUACUAGAGACACAAACACAACGUCUCGAUGUCAAACCAUCGACCCUUGUGACGAUGACCAGGGGUACUCCUCCUCGAAUAUUACUAGUCAUAAGAUCGAGGAGGCAGAAGAUGUAGAGGGGUAUGAGUCGGAAUCGGUUGAAGUGGGAAUGGCUGAAGGAUGGGUGAUGCCUUGGUUUGGCGGGAACAUUCUUCAUAUGGAUAAGGUUCGUUUACGGCGGGAAGGGUUGGGAAGCGGUUCCGGGUGGAUCAGGACGGCCGGGUUUUUCAUCGGAGCCGCUUGCAUGCGGUACGGAUUCGAUCAACGCUGUGUGCGCGCCGAGUUGCUGGCAAUCAACGACUCGGAUGAUUACCAUCGGAAGCUGGUUAGGUAUUACCAGAGGCGAGGGUUCAAACCGGUGUUCGAAGUAACUGGGGGGAGACUGUCUGACGUGCCACAUAUGCUAGUGUGGGGGGGGGUAGGCACACGAAUGGAAGGGGAUAUCGUCCAGCUCCUUAGGGCAUGGGACAAGGUGUUCAGAUGAUAUCAUUGUUCGCCUGAAAGUCCGUCAGAAACGUCUAAUAUCUAUUCGUAUACAUUUUGCUCCCCUUCCAAGGCCCUCCAAGGCCCUCCUGCGCCCUCCUAGUCUCCCUACUGAAGGAAUCCAUUUAUUUACGUCUGGAGUCGGCCUGCUUCUCAGUGAUCUGGUCAGGAUAGCCGGUGCUAUUCAUUGUUAUCGACAAUAGGAGCUGACGUCAUUGCCAUGAACAGUCGAAGGCCGGUCACUUAACGGGUCAUUGACUCCGGCAGGCGGUCAAUCGACCAUCUAUUGUGUUAAUCAAUCCACGAUAAAUGAACCAAGCAAUC